Molecule: messenger RNA, 1215 nt
Organism: Hibiscus syriacus
Lineage: Eukaryota; Viridiplantae; Streptophyta; Magnoliopsida; Malvales; Malvaceae
Product: transcription elongation factor B polypeptide 3
Exons: 8
Coding region: 351-1061 (236 amino acids)
Biological process (GO): transcription elongation by RNA polymerase II
Cellular component (GO): nucleus; elongin complex
Source: RefSeq, a predicted model, not a curated record
GCAAGCCGUGCACCCAUAGUGCAAGUUAGCAAAUCUGGUCUAGGAGAUAUAUAAAAAUCUGCGUAGAGCAGGCUGUGUCUUUAUCAUCCCCCGAGCCGGCGCAUGUUAGCACGGGAACCGAAAUCUUUUUCUUCUACGCGUUAAGAAUUUCAUUCUUUCUGAAUUGUGAUUACAAUCGGCAAUCUUUGAUUGAUCUGUUCUUCCCGUCUCUCGAUCCAUCGAAUCCCUUCGCUCCUCCCCCUCGGAAAUCAAUCGACUAACGAACAGGGUAGAUCUAUGGCAUAACAAUAGAGAUUGUCUUAAUUGCAUCCUUUGUCUCCCCUCCCCCAUUUCUCCUUCCCUAGAGCAAUAUGUAUCCGGAGAAGAAACCAAGAAGCAUUGCGGAUAUAGUCAAUAUGAGACAUUCUCCUUCACUGGUAGACCUUUGUGUUAGAACAGCAAUAGAUAAUGUAAGGUACCUUGGAGAUGUUGGUGAGACAGACACACAUUUACUUGAACGGAUUCUACCGCAUUGUACAAUUGAUCAAUUAUUGCAUGUGGAAACGAGUACAAAAGGAAGGGAUCUUAGUCCGGUAACUGAUAAACUAUGGAAGAAUUUCUAUGAGCUGCAGUUUGGUCGUGAUAGUAUGAAAGUUGUAAUUGAGAGGAUGAAACGAAAGAAAGUCUCAUUUAGAUGGAGACAGUUGUAUGAGGCAAAAUUGAAGGAUGUUCAAGAGGCUGAGAACAAAGCAAUUGAUCGGCUGAGACAAUUAUACAAGAAAGAAGAUGCCCGAAAACAAAGCCGGCAGGUUCAGCUUUGCACCAAGGUUCCACCUUCAAGCAAAAGAAGCUUCUUUUCUGGGAGUGGACCUGGCUGCAGUUUCUCCAAUAAGAGCAACAUAAUGAAGAAAGCGAAGAUAGAUUUUAUGAAGAGUCAGGAAGUGAAAAAUCUUGCAGCCAUUAAGAAAAAAGCAGUGCAGAGUCAUCCUAGUGGUUCCGCUGUAACGAAGUCAAGUGGGUUUUGUGGAAAGAAUUCUGCUUCAAUAUCAAAGCAUGCCAAACCUUUAGAGAGGAGAUUUUAGAAGCAUGUUUGUAAAAGUUUAAGAGCAGUCCCAAAAAAGGUUCUGCUGCCUCUCUUUUUCAUCUAUCUUUGUAAUGUUUGGAAAGUAAUAAGGGACCGAUUUGUGACUUUAUAAACAUAAUUUUGCAUAAUGCAAUUAUAUAUAAGGUUUUUGC